Messenger RNA from Cyphomyrmex costatus, 639 nucleotides. RefSeq lists its product as uncharacterized. The record is from RefSeq and is a predicted model, not a curated record. Lineage: Eukaryota; Metazoa; Arthropoda; Insecta; Hymenoptera; Formicidae. The transcript has a single exon. The coding region runs from base 1 to 639 and encodes 212 amino acids. Gene Ontology annotation, molecular function: nucleic acid binding.
AUGAUAAGUAAUGAUCAUGUCGACCGAUUUUUAACAGAGCAAGCAAUGCAAUGGCAUUUUAUACCUGCUAACUCGCCUCAUAUGGGCGGGAUAUGGGAAGCGGCCGUACGUUCAGCAAAAACACACAUGAAGCGUGUUGUCGGCAACAAUUUAUUAACAUUCGAAGAACUUAGUACCAUCUUUGCACAAAUUGAGGCCGUACUAAAUUCGCAACCGUUAUGUCCUCUUUCAAACGAUCCUCAGGAUUAUGAAGUGCUUACACCGGGACAUUUUAUCAUCGGCGAACAAAUUAACUCCUUCCCAGAGCCCGACUUAACAGAAAUAUCUACAAACAGGUUAACACGAUUUCAAUUGUUGUCGCAGAUGCGUCAAAACUUCUGGAAACGUUGGGUCAGCGAGUACUUAACGCAACUUCAGAAUCGGUACAAGUGGCAGAAACCAAAUUAUGAUAAUAUUAAGAUCGGUACGUUAGUGCUAUUAAAAGACAAUGACCUUCCACCCUUGAAGUGGCGCAUGGCGAGAAUAAUUGAACUCCAUACUGGCUCCGACGGCAAUGUCCGUGUUGUUAGUGUACAAACACCUACGGGAGUUACGAAGCGUACCAUUCACAAAAUUUGUGUGCUUCCUACCGAGGAUUAA